Molecule: messenger RNA, 702 nt
Organism: Puccinia graminis f. sp. tritici CRL 75-36-700-3
Lineage: Eukaryota; Fungi; Basidiomycota; Pucciniomycetes; Pucciniales; Pucciniaceae
Exons: 7
Coding region: 1-702 (233 amino acids)
Source: RefSeq, a predicted model, not a curated record
AUGGACGACACCGGCCUGGAUGUCGUCGGACGGCUGAGCAGAGUGGCUUGGCUCGAUCGUUCUCGAUCGUUCAUAUGCAAAGGCCGGGGAAAAACAAAGCCGGCGUUGAUGUAUGGAUACAUUCAACAUUUGAGCACUUCUUUCCAGAUCCAGCAGCCCCCAACUGUCUCCGGUCACCCCCCAAACAAAAAGUCUUGCCCUCCAACCACGAUUUUCAAGCAAACACAAAAAACAAACAAUCAACAUGCCAAAAAAGCUGAAUACGGCUACCACCCGCGAAGACCACCUUUUAUUCCGGCGCCGCGCUCUCGGUCAGCUCCUCCGCAACAUUGCGGGAACGGCUUUGUUCAGAACCUCAAAGGGGAUCCCACACCGCUGUGCACCAACUACGAGGAUAAGAGGUUUAAGUGUGGCGCUGAAAGCUGUCACAUAUAUGAUGCUCAAGGAAAGCAGCAGCCAUACUCUACUUUGACCUUUCAUCACUGUCAGCGGAUUGGAGACAACGGGGAGGUCAAGGCAUCCGACCAAACGAUCCAGCCCACCAGGUUUGAGGCCGACAACAAAGCCAAAACAUUAAGUGCCACGGGCACCGAGACCGGCGUGCAGGGCGAAGGUUACUACAAAUGCUCCUGGAACAAUGACAAGGACCCCAACGCUAACAGGCCUUGGUGUCACAGGUGUAAUGCUAUAUUGUAUACCUAA